Messenger RNA from Daucus carota subsp. sativus, 2167 nucleotides. RefSeq names its product potassium channel KAT3. Gene Ontology annotation, molecular function: voltage-gated potassium channel activity. The record is from RefSeq and is a predicted model, not a curated record. The coding region runs from base 150 to 2039 and encodes 629 amino acids. The transcript is spliced from 13 exons. NCBI's taxonomy places the organism in Eukaryota, Viridiplantae, Streptophyta, Magnoliopsida, Apiales, Apiaceae. Gene Ontology annotation, cellular component: membrane. Gene Ontology annotation, biological process: potassium ion transport; transmembrane transport.
ACUCUCCUCUCUGUUUUUUUAUAUAUAUGUUAGUCAAUAGUCAAUGACUCUCCCUCCCUCUCUUUCUCUCAUUCUUUCCAUUGUGGACUCUCCUUCUCUCGCAGAGUGUGUGAGGAAGAUAUAGAGUUAAGUAGGUGGAUUAAGGGUAGAUGGCAGCAGAAACAAGAUCGCCCGUACCGUUGCUGUACCGGAGAAGAUCAAGUGGGGAGAUAAUGAGGAAUAUGGCUUCUGUGUCCAGCAGUCUUUUGCCAGCUUUUGGCACUGUGGUUGGUGAUGGAUCUCCUCUUCUUCGUAGCUAUAUUAUUGCUCCUUAUGAUCGCCGAUACAGGUGGUGGCAAGCAUUUCUAGUCAUACUGGUCAUAUACUCUGCAUGGUCAUCUCCUUUCGAAUUAGCCUUCAAAGAUGUUGCUACUGGAUCACUUCUUCCUGUUGAUUUGGUCGUCGAUGCCUUCUUCGCCAUUGAUAUCAUCCUCACUUUCUUCGUAGCUUACCUCGACAAAUCUACGUAUUUGCUUGUAGAUGACCACAAGCAGAUAGCUGUACGGUAUGUCACACAUCUAUGGUUCCCCAUGGAUCUUGCAUCGACGCUACCAUUCCAGACUAUAUACCGCAUCUUUGCUGGUGAAAUGCACCAUGGAGAAGUUUUUGGUUUUCUCAAUUUGCUCAGGCUCUGGCGACUCAGGCGUGUCAGUGAACUCUUCUCUAGACUAGAGAAAGACACACGAUUCAGUUACUUCUGGACAAGAUACUGCAAACUUAUAGCUGUGACAUUAUUUGCGGUGCACUCAGCAGCUUGUUUCUACUUCUGGCUUGCUAUCCAUCAUAAGAUACCAGAGCAAACAUGGAUUGGAGCUCAAGUUGAUAACUUUGAAAAUAGAAGCAUUUGGUUGGGAUAUACUUAUGCAAUGUAUUGGUCCAUUGUGACGCUUACUACAACUGGUUAUGGAGACUUGUAUUCGAAAAAUACAGGAGAAAAAGUUUUCAACAUCUUCUAUAUGCUGUUCAAUAUAGGCCUCACUGCUUACUUGAUCGGAAACAUGACCAAUCUCAUUGUCCAUAGUGCUAUUAAAACAUUUGCCAUGAGGGACGCCAUCAAUGAGGUGUUGAGAUAUGCGAGCAAGAACCGGCUUCCAGAAGGUUUGAAAGAGCAAAUGCUGGCACACAUGCAACUCAAGUUUAAAACAGCAGAAUUACAGCAAGAAGAGGUGCUUGAAGAUCUGCCAAAAGCGAUCAGAUCUAGCAUUGCUCAGCAUCUUUUUCAUAAAACUAUAGAGAAUACCUACCUUUUCAGAGAUGUCUCCGACGAUCUUAUCAGCCAGCUGGUUUCGGAAAUCAAAGCAGAAUAUUUCCCACCCAAGGUUGAAAUUAUUUUACAGAAUGAAAUUCCAACAGACUUUUACGUUAUAGCUUCUGGAGCUGUGGAUGUAGUGACACAAAAAAAUGGAAUAGAGCAGUUUGUAACAAAAUUAAGCUCAAAGGAGAUGUUCGGGGACAUUGGGGUUAUAUUUAACAUUCCACAACCUUUCACAGUGAGAACCAGAAGGCUUUCUCAAGUGAUUCGGAUAAGUCAUCAUAGUUUCAAGGAUAUGAUGCAGCCGCAUAACGAGGAUGGACAGAAGAUCCUUAGAAACUUUAUUCUGUAUUUGAAGGGUUUACAAAAAGAGGUUCUGGAUGAGAUACCAUUUUUAUCGGAUAUGCUGGGUGACUUGAAUAAUGAGCAUUCAGGAUUACUUGACCAGUCGCAAGAAAUUGAACCAUCAAAUUAUGAUCAAGGAGAAAAUGCACAAGGAUCACAUGUAGAUUCUGCAUUUCAAAGUGCAUAUCCCAUAAGAUUAGUGAUCCAUGGGCAUCACCCAGAUCUUGAAACAGAAGACAAGGGAACUGGAAAACUUAUCCAUCUGCCUGAAUCAAUGGAAGGCCUUCUGAUGUUAGCAGAAAAGAAGUUUGGGAAAAAAGGAGAUAUAGUACUCAUGGAAGAUGGUUCUCAAGUAGAAGAUUUGGAUGCUUUAAGAGAAAAUGAUCACCUGUACAUCUUCUGAUCAGAACAAAAUAACAUUGAGGUCAGAGUCAGCUCAGACACAUUACACUUGCGGUUACUUAUGUGAAUUUGUGUAAUGUAAAAGCAUAUACAUAUCUGAAUGAAAAAUAAUACAGCAUUUGAGAGGUA